Messenger RNA from Fraxinus pennsylvanica, 843 nucleotides. The record is from the annotation of a GenBank genome assembly. NCBI's taxonomy places the organism in Eukaryota, Viridiplantae, Streptophyta, Magnoliopsida, Lamiales, Oleaceae.
AUGGACUGCGCACCCAGGCCAUUGAUCGUGGAUGGAACAAAAUGGAGGUCAAAAAAUGUGGAGAUAGCUCCGAAUUGUCCUAGAUGUGCAUCCUCGAACACGAAAUUCUGCUACUACAACAACUACAGUUUGUCACAGCCUAGGUACUUUUGCAAAGGCUGCAGGAGGUAUUGGACUAAGGGUGGAUCACUGAGGAAUGUGCCAUUUGGAGGUGGUUGCCGGAAAAGCAGGCGGGCGAAGGCGGCAAGGCUGGUGGAGCGCGGUGGUGCAAAUUAUAAUGUUGGUCGAGGUCAUAGUCCGACUAGUGAUCAGUCUAGUGGUGCGGUGGAUAUUGAUUUGGCCGCAGUUUUUGCUAAUUAUUUGAACCAAAAUGUGGGAAAUAAUGAGGAGAAAAGUGGUGGUGAGUCUUCUAGUCCUGGAGCUAGUUAUGCAUCAUCAUCUGAAAUUCAAGCAAGUUCAUUGGAUAUGGAUAGCCAACUAGAAGAUGCUUUAUUUGAGUAUCAAAAGCCUGUUGAGCCAGUAGAUUUCAUCGAUACGGCUGAGUUUCAAGAAGUGCUCAUUCCUGAUCAUCUGUCCAAUAUUCAUGAAGAAAAUGGUCCAGAAUUCAUGGAUCAUAAUCCUAACAAUUUCAGGCUGAAAACUAUGCUUGGAGAUGAAUUAGGGCCCGAAAUUUGGUCUGACGUCCCGAAUUUGUUAAAUUUUCCAUGCCAAUUACCUAUGGUGCAGUUUCAAGAUUUUGAAGCAUUCUUAACUGAUGAUCAGUCAAGACUUUCUGCAAAUCUUGAGAGCAAUAAUUGGGGCUCAUUUGAUAUGUCUGGUUAUGAAUUUUUUUCCGUGCCUUGA